UGCUCGAUGAACUUCACGCUUGUAUCGGGCGGAGCUGCUUACAUGAGGUUACAGGCGGGCGAGGCAAAGUAUUCUGGCACGAACACACUUAUCGAGUAUGAGAUUGGGAAGGUGAAGCAGACAGCGGGCGUCGAGAGCCACUAUUCCACUAUGCGGGUGGAUGUUCAGUUCACCAGACGAUCCGGUCAUUACGUCAUCACGCACCACCUACCAAUCGCAUUCAUCUUAAUCUUGGCGUAUGGGACGCUCUUCCUCAAGCUCCCUACCUUCCUAGAUCGGAUCAUUGUCUCCUUGUCCUCCUUCCUGCUCGCCGUCUCCAUCUUCUCGCAGGUAACGAUAAAAGGCGGGUUCGGGGGGCGGUAAAAGCGUGGGGUAGGAGUCUUUGGUCGAG
Molecule: messenger RNA, 391 nt
Organism: Penaeus chinensis
Lineage: Eukaryota; Metazoa; Arthropoda; Malacostraca; Decapoda; Penaeidae
Exons: 2
Coding region: 7-363 (118 amino acids)
Source: RefSeq, a predicted model, not a curated record